AUGGAAAAUGAAUUUAAUUCCAUUCAAACUGACAGACACAAGGAAGCUAAGGGAAGUCACAAAGAGGGCUCUCAAAAGGGCACCUCAACCAAAAAAAGCAAAAGUGUAACUAAACAGAAAUCAAAAGGAGAUUCUAAAACAGGGAAAAGUUCCAAAAACAAAGAUGUGAAAGAAAGCACUGAUUCCACCCAAGCUAGUGGAGCUGGGGCCAAAGAGAAAGGCGACAGUACAGCAAAGACUACUAAGACUCAGUCAAAACUAAGUAAAACAGUCAAGCAAGUUCCUGUGGAAACAACUGUUGAUCAUUCAGUUCUAGAAACGCUAGAAGUUUUUGAUUUAACAGACAAUGAAGCUUGGGCUGGUCUUCCUUCAGAGCAAAUACCAGAAAGAUUUAUACAAUAUCGGUGGUUGACAACGAAAAAGCUAAAAGAACUUGAUGAACAAUUGAAAUUAAUGACUCUUCGAACUCAGCGUAAAAAGUGGAAUCUCUCAAAUCACAAUUCCAAGAACAUAAAAUCAAAUGGGAGAAGCCUCCAAGUUGCCGCUGAAAAAGAAGCUGAUGCAGUGAUGACCCAACUUGAGGAUUUUAUUAAUGAGCAAGAAAAGAUGGACACUCAGGAGAAUAUAGAUAGUUUGAAUGUUGGUGAAGAAUCCCAAUGUCCAGUAAACAUAGAGAGUAAAACAUUAGACUUGCCAUGUGAAAAUUUUCAGGAAGAUCUACACAGAGCUCUACCUGAAGCUAAAGAAAUAGCGACUACAACAUGUGUUAGUGAUACUGCUAUUUCAGUUGAAAACUCUUCAACUACAGAAUCUCAUUCAUCAAAGCCAAGUAACUUCAAGGUACCAGAUCCUGUAAUCCUUCCAGACCAAAAGUCUGCCAUUCCUUCAGCUUCUGAUCUCAGUACAAAUGAAGGAAAUGAGAUACUCCCUGAAGAAGAGCUCUGUCCAAAAAUGAAAGACACUAAUACGGAAGUUGCUGGAAUGCCAUUUCAACAACCUCAAGAACUUCAAGGAAUUAGUGAAGAUGAUAUUGGUGAUGGUGACAAAAAUCUACAUCCAGUAUCUCAGAACAAUGGCACAGAAGAUUCCAUAAAAGUUGAUACAGACUCAACAAUGAACAACCAAAUGUACAAAAUCAUAAUGCAGUUUAAAGAAAACCUUACAAAACUCAUUAGUCAUAAAGAUAUGAAAAAUGACCAAGAAAUCCUUGUUGACAUUGAUUCCAUCAUUAAAGAAGACAAUACCAAUAAAGGUACAGAAACUCAUUCUGAUGAGCUUUUCAAACGUAUACAACAGACAUUCAAAGAUAUUACUCAAUUGAUUUAUGAUCAGUUUCAACAGCAACAAGUUCAGCAGUUGACAAACGAGAAAGGUUAUCCAUCUCUUGACAGUGAGAGCUUACCAACAGACAGCCAAAGACAAAACCUGCCUAGCAUGACUUCAGAAAAAAGUACGUCUCCAAACAAAAUUGCCAUGAGAGAACUGAUGGAUCUCUACAAUCAGUUGCAAAGUCAAAUAAUUGAAGACACUCAGAAACAUGAAGCAGAGCAAAGGCAUAAUUCAUUGGUUAUGAUUGAAAUGCAAGAUAAAAUUACUAGCUUACAAGAACAAUUGGAAUUAGCCAGAAAAAUUCAAAGGGAUUCAGCCAAACAGUAUGCUCCUUAUAAUUAUCCGGUGAUGUUCACACGUUUGGACUUAGAACGCAAUGCCAAAAUAAUGACACGUGCUCUUGCCUCACAACAUAUCAGCGAUGAUAGAUACAAGGAUAUCAUCCAACAAAUGGCAGAUUAUAUUUCUCUUCCUGUGCUACGUUUCCAACAGUUAGUACAUCGAUAUGUACACCAUUGUCGUUUAAAGCAAAUCUAUGGUUACAUCAAACAGCAGUCAGAGAUAAAUUAUUUACGAGGAGGUGCCAACAUAAAAGAAACAUAUCAGCUACAAAAAGUUGUCAAUGUUCAUAAUCAGUAUGUGAACCACUGGUGUGAGCAGGCUACAGUCAUGAGUAUGGAACGUCAAUCACAAGCCAGUGCAUUGACUGAAACACUUGAGGACUUAGAAGCUGAGUCAGGCCUUUUUUUAAUCAAGCCAAUUUACACAAACCGUAUAAAACUUGUUAGCAGAGAGAAGAAAGUGCAGAAAAAAAGGAAUACUUGUAAUAAACUUCCAAGCAAUCCUUCACAUCUCAAGCAAACUUCAAGUGCUAAUUCUGCAGAUACUUUAUUUGACCAAAAUUCCAAAAUUAAUAUUGCCUUGAAUUCAUGCAACUUUCAGCCACAAAGACUCAAAGAUGAAAGCAACAACUUUCUUUCUCCUACCUGCAACAAACAACGGCAUACAUCGACACCCAUCUGGGCCUCAAGCUUUCAAAGCAACCUGAAGAACACAGCAGAAGGUGAAUACAUUCAUGACUCCAUACCAAAAACAACAACAGAAGCAGCUUCUGUGAUAGCCUAUGGCAGCAUGUUGACAGCACCCCGUAUUCUUGAAUUGGAUAUCAACAGAAUGCUUAUUGGACAAAAUAACGUGAGCAUACAAAUUAAUCCACCAACAGCUGAUGAGUCUCAACAAUUAAAUCUUCGAUCUUACAUAAGUGUGUGUCGACCAACUGCAACUCCAGGAAAUAUUUGUUCAGGUCAACCAUUUUCAAAUAUUACAAGCAGUUGCUAUGAGUUGAAGACUCCCCCAGUAUCCAGAUUAUGUACCCCAAAGCCUAACAAUGGAGAACAGUUUGUACAGACCGAUCAGCUACCAAAUAAAUUACAACUAGAGAGAAUAUCUUUCCCUCCGAUAUCUUCACAUGUAACAACACAAACAUCAGUUGGCCAUGACAAUUAUUUGACCAGCAAAUAA
Messenger RNA from Acanthosepion pharaonis, 2850 nucleotides. The record is from the annotation of a GenBank genome assembly. NCBI's taxonomy places the organism in Eukaryota, Metazoa, Mollusca, Cephalopoda, Sepiida, Sepiidae.